GGAUUCGCCGCUCCCGCUCCUGUGGCAUUCGCUGCCCCCACCAAGGUCGGCUUCGGUCUGCCCGCCCUGGCCCCUGUCCCACCCAAGGUCGCCUUCGCCGCCCCAGCUCUGGCUCCCGCCCCUCUGGGAUUCGCCGCUCCACCAGCGCCCGUGGCAUUCGCUGCUCCCGCCAAGUUCGGCUUUGGCCCAUUCGCGGCUCCUUUCGGCGCGCCACUGCCCGCUCCCCUGGCCGCGGCACCCAAGUUCGCCGCUCCCUCCCCCUACUUCUUCUAG
Molecule: messenger RNA, 273 nt
Organism: Drosophila subobscura
Lineage: Eukaryota; Metazoa; Arthropoda; Insecta; Diptera; Drosophilidae
Product: cyclin-dependent kinase inhibitor 1C-like
Exons: 1
Source: RefSeq, a predicted model, not a curated record